UUCAUCCAAAACAACAUCUUUUGAAGCAUGUGUCAGGAAUUGCUUACCCUGGAGAGCUACUGGUAAUAAUGGGUCCUUCUGGAGCUGGAAAAACAACUUUGUUAAACGUUCUAACGUUACGUUACAAUACUGAUGUUAUGGUCACUGGAAAUGUGUCAAUAAACGGAAAAAUAGUUAAUUCUAAUAUUCUAGCAUCACGGUUGGCAUAUGUACAACAAGACGAUAAAUUUAUUGGAACAUUAACAGUAAAGGAACACUUAAUUUUUCAAUCACAGGUACGAAUGGACAGGACUAUUCCGCAUUAUCAGCGGAUUCGAAGAGUUAAUGAGGUUAUUUCAGAGCUUGCUCUAUCAAAAUGCAGAAACACAGCUAUUGGUAUUCCGGGAAAAAUUAAAGGAAUUUCUGGGGGUGAGAUGAAAAGAUUAUCAUUUGCUUCUGAAGUUCUUACUGAUCCACCACUUUUGCUUUGUGAUGAACCUACAUCUGGACUGGAUUCUUUCAUGGCUCAUCAAGUAGUAUCAGUUUUAAAAAAACUUGCAGCACAAGGUAAAACGAUUAUAACAACGUUACAUCAACCAUCAUCAGAUAUUUUUAGUAUGUUUGACAAAAUUUUAUUACUAUCAGAAGGUCGUGUUGCAUUUUCCGGAUCAAGUGAAGAAGCUUACAACUUUUUUAAAUCGUUAGGAGCACCUUGUCCUAGUAAUUAUAACCCAGCUGACUUUUAUAUCCAAUUACUUGCUAUAGUUCCAGGAAAAGAAGUUGUAUGCCGUCAUUCUGUCAAUAGCAUCUGUGAUGCAUUCAUAGAAAGUGUUACGGGCAAGAAAAUUGUUAAUAAUAUUAAACAGCUUUAUUGUACUGUUACACUAACAUACGAUGCCAGUCAAUGUGUUAAUGUUAUAAUGCUGAGACAAACUAAUCACGAAAGAUUUAAAGCCUAA
Messenger RNA from Copidosoma floridanum, 938 nucleotides. Its product is annotated as protein white. Lineage: Eukaryota; Metazoa; Arthropoda; Insecta; Hymenoptera; Encyrtidae. Gene Ontology annotation, molecular function: ATP hydrolysis activity; ATP binding; ABC-type transporter activity. Gene Ontology annotation, cellular component: cytoplasmic vesicle membrane; plasma membrane. The record is from RefSeq and is a predicted model, not a curated record. Gene Ontology annotation, biological process: transmembrane transport.